Messenger RNA from Bursaphelenchus okinawaensis, 4861 nucleotides. The record is from the annotation of a GenBank genome assembly. Lineage: Eukaryota; Metazoa; Nematoda; Chromadorea; Rhabditida; Aphelenchoididae.
AUGUGCGACGUGUUCCCAACGUACGCGGAUUUAUACCCAUACCCGUACUCGGAACGCCAUCAUUCUUGUACCUAUUUGCCAACGACUUCACUGACCAAUGGUGGUCAAUUAUUGGCGGUUGAUGCGGGCGCGAGCUGCGCUCGCGCUCAUUCUUUGAGAAGUUGCGGAUCAAAGUAAGCGGUGGUUGAUGUGACAUUUUAUGACAGGGCUUAGCUUGAAAUAGUGGCUGGGUUAAUUUUACAGUGUUUUGUUUUAUAAUUUUUAAAAAUUUUAUAGAAAGUUACAGUAACCAAGCAAAAACUUAAAAAGUCUUGAAAAAACCGCUUUAAAUGCCAUUUUUUAAUCGACAAACCUUCGAAAUUAAAGUUUUUAAGCGUUGUUACAGUACCUUGUUACCAUAUUUUUUAUAAAAAAGUAGUCAUUAGCACUAUAACUUACAGUAACCCUACAAAAACAACAAAACCCCCCCCCCCCCAAAGUUCUUGAGAUUAUACCCUACCGUAGCCCAGUACAAGAUCAUGUUUGUACUUGCGGCGAGUAAACAAGCAAAUUAGCGAGCCUAAUUAGCCGGCAUGUACAAAAAUCAGCCGGUUACACGUUUUUUGCGCGUCAGGGUCUUAUUAAAAAUGGCACAAAACAAGGGAACAAUAACAUUACUCGAGGCUAUAACAUUACCCAGACAAACGUGCUUAUUAACGGUGUUUUUUCAGACUUACUUUGCCUUAUUAUGAGGGUUUAUGAGUUUUGAAAUUUACAAGUUAUAAGUUUUGGUCUGGGCGUGGGUAUAGGGACAAAUUAAAAAAUUUUGGUUUUGGACAUGUUUCAUCGUAUAAAAUGGUCAAAAAACAAAAAAUACGGGUUUUAAUUUUAAAAUCAUGCCUUUCUACGCCAUAAAUUUUAAGAAUUCUACAAAAAAAUGUGCUAGGCAUGGGUAUAGGACUAUUUAAAAAGUUUUUGGUUAUGGACAUGUUUCAUCGUAUAAAAUGGUAACAAAAAAUAUAAGAUACGGUUUUUUAAAUAAAAACUUUUAAAUCAUGGCUUUCUCCGCCAUAAAUUUGAUGAAUGUCAAAAAAAUUGUCUAGGCAUGGGUAUAAACUCAAAAACCUUACUAACUAACCCUACUUCCAGACGCCGUCGAAAGCUGGCGCGAGACCAAUGGCCGCUGACCGGCCACAUGGACGACGACGAUGAUCAACUCGACGACCUGUACGACUCCUCCACCUCCCCCUCACCCCAGCCCUACUAUCACAAGAACGUUCACCGUGGUGCGUCCCCAGUAACCGGCUUCCAUCCGAAUCCAGUCAAUGGUGCUUCAAGUGGCAUCUCCUCUUCAUGCUCAACCAACUCCUCUACCAACGGCUACGCCUUGACCAUUAACGGCCAUGACAGUUCAGUCUUCACGAACAAUGAGAAUCAUGCACCGUGCGAGGUGUUUGAAGAUGAGCGGUACAGUGGAAGCCGGACGGAACGGUGCGGAACGUUGCUGCGGAAUCAACAAAUGAGGUCGUUUAAUGUUGACCCUCAGGGCAGAAUCGUUGAUUGUGGCUUUAGAAGAGGCAGGCCGAGUCGGGCUUUGACCAGUAAGUUGAUUUUCUUAAACUUUUCUUGGGAAGGGUAGGAUAGGCCAUCAAGUGCAUUUUUAAUUUUUUUGGAGGGGUGAUUUUAGUGACUGAAGGGUAGGGAACGUUUUUACAAAAAAAAUAUAAAAGGGCUGUAAAAGGCCUAAAAAAAGUAAAAAAUUGAAAUUUAAAAAAAAUUUUUGGGGGGUGGUUUUACCCUGCCCAAAUUUUUUUUGGAAAAAAAUCAGAAAAGAGUUGUAAAACGUUGAACAAUAGUUAAAAAAUCAAAUUUAAAAAAAAUUGUGGGGGGAUGGUUUUACCUCGCCCAAAUUUUUUUUUCAAUUUUUUGUUUUUUUAUUUACCGCUCUAACGAGUACCUAAAUACUCAUCAUAGCACUAAAAUACUCAUCAUUGUACCAAAAAAAAGUUUUGUAUGAUAAUGUCUAUCCAUCGUCAUGAGAUUUCGCAAAUCCUGCAGCUUAUCUUGUAGUAGCACGCGGUAGGAUUAGUAACAAGAUUACUUUGUCAGUAAAGUUUAGAGUAACGUUUGUUAUCAUGUCGUUUCGGCUGGCUUUUAGUACUAUACGGCGGCCUAAAAAGACCAAUUUUGUGUUUAAAACGUACUCUUUGGGUGGUACUGGUACUGGUACUAGCGGUAUUAGUAGUUCUACUAGUGGUACGAGUACUGGUGGUGCUCGUACCAGUACUGGCACUAGCUGUACUGGUACUAAAACUCAUUGUGGCACAACUGCUAGUAGUACAGCAAAUUACAGUACUAGUACUAAGCCAGGUACUGCUGAUACUAACCUCUAUAGUACUGUCACAUCAUUUGAUAGUAUUCAAGAAGAUAGUACUGAUGAGUUGAGUACUGCUACUCAGUUUUGCAUUAAUACUACUGAACCAUAUUUUAAUACACAACAUGGUACUACUGAUCCAAAUUCUGGUACUAAGCAUAGUACUAUUAAACCAGCAUCUGGUACUAAGCAUUGCCGUACUGAUUUAUAUCAUAGUACUGAAGAUGUGGAUAGUACUAAUAGUACUAAUAAAGUCAUACGUACUCAAAAUAGUACAAACACUAUUGUACCUAAGCUAGUACUCAAAAGUCAAAAUAGUACUGUUUCAAGGAGCAUUAAGAGGCUAAAGUCUACUGUAAAAUCUACCAAAUCUACAGUAAAUUCGUCAAAGUAUAAAGGCAAGAAUAGCCAGUUACUGUACAGUAAGUGAUAGUUUUGAAGAUUUGUAAAGAAAGUUCUUGCCAUUUUUUGUUUUGUAAAGAAAGUUCUUGCCAUUUUCUUAUUAUGACAAAGUUAUUUUUACCUUUUUACUGAGAAUAUCUUGCACUUGGCUCAUUUGUCUAUAGUUCUGAGAAUCUGGUAAAUUAUUUUUUGUCUGGAACUCAAAGCUAACAAAGGGCAAAAACGCAUAACAUAUGAGAAGAGCGAGUAUACUAUGUACUAAUGAGGUAUCGUGAGGUCUAUUUUUAGAAAAAAAUUUUUGCCAAUUUUUAUUAAAAAUUAAAAAAAAUCCACAGGGGAGAGACCACGUUCUAGUUUUUUUGAAAAAAAAAUUUAAAAAAAAAAUUUUUGAAAAAGGGUAGGGCAAAACUUUUAUAUUGUGACAAAGAGUAGUUGGACUAAACAUACAUAAUAUAUAUCUAGAAUUUCAUUAUUAAAAAAAUAAAAAAAAUAAUUUUUUAAUUUUUAAAUUUAAAUUUUUAAUAUCUAAAAUUUUGAAAAAAAAACAAAAAUUUUUUUUAAAAAGGGCGGGGUAAAAUUUUUAGGUUGUAACAAGAGUGUUUAGGCUAAAAAUACAUAUCAUAUACCUAGAAUUUCAUUUCUAAAAAAAAAUUUUAUAUUUUGAAACCUUUUUAAAAAAAAUCAACAGGGGGGACCAAGUUCAAUAUUUUUGGAAAAAAAUGCUAGGGCUCUGGAUUUGGGCUAAGGCUUUGGACUGAGGUGAGAUAAACAUAAAAAAUAUUUUCGUAUCAAAAUUAAAAAAAAAAAUUCAGGAAACAACAAGACCCGCCGAGCCACCUGCCCAGAAAUCUGGCUCAGCAGUGCAGACGAAGAAGUUCGACCAGUAACUCGUUGCGUCCUUCGUCUCUACGGUUCAACCAACGUUGGCAAGAAAACCUUGGCGAAACAAAUGUCAGCCCACGCCGACAUUACGGCUUGUACUGACAUCAAUGGCAUGGACUUUGAAGAUGUCGGUCCAGCCUCGACCAUUGCUUUCAUAAUGAAUGAAAAUGAAAUUCAGCUAGAGAUUAUUCAAGGAUCAGCGUUGGAGUCGGCUCAGUUUGAAGAUGUUAUGACAAUGUACAUGGUCGUAUAUUCGGUCGAUAGUAGAGAUUCGUUCAUUCGGGCGGCUCAAAUCCUGUAUCGACUUCACGAUACGAAACGAAGAGGUCCAAAACUACCUGUCAUUCUGAUUGGAAACAAAGUGGAUUUGCAGAGGAAACGACGGGUUUCUUUCAUUGGUAAGCUGUUAUAAGAUUUGUCAUAAAUGACAUACAAAUAGUAAUAAAAGCUCUAAAGUUAUGUUUUAUCACGUUUUUGAACAUUCUGUAACUUUAAAAGUCUAAAACAAUCAAAAAAUGAACUUGAAAAAAAAUGCCAAAAACGGCGCCAAAAAUGAAAAUUUGAAAUUUUUGGUUAGUUUUCAGUGUUAUUUGAAUUCUAUAUCAAUUUUACAUGCAUUUUAACACUAGGAAAAGCAAUUUGAGUCAAAAAUUGUUAAAUAAGCACCUUGAAACAGAAUUCCAAAAAUGGCGCCAAAACGAAAAUUUAAAUCUUUUUAUUAAUUUCUUGUCAUUUUUGACUUUCAUGUCAAUUUUAAAUCUUUCCUAACAUCAGAAAAAACAUAGUUGUGUUAAAAAUCGUUUAAUAAGUACCCUGAAACACAAUGCCAAAAAUGGCGCCAAAAUAAAAAUUUAAAUUUUUUUAAAAAAUUUUUGAUAAUUUGGGAAAUGCAAACAUAAAACCUUCAAUUUUUGGUUUUAAAAUUCAAUUUCACCUAUUUUAAAGCCCUUUUAUUAACCCAAAAUUGUUUCAGAAGGUCGAAUGCUAGCCAAGAUCUACAAGUCCUCGUUCGUCGAAGUGAGCUCGUUGUUGUCAAUGAAUAUGGAUCAAGUUUGGGAAGAGACGUUGAAGAAGAUUCAGAAAUGUAAAAUGACACAAGAACGCCAACUUCAGUGUGAGGAGAAGGAGAAGAGUGGUAACCACUUGAUGGGUCGUAUCUUUAAGCGUGGUCGACGAUUUGCCAAAUCUUGUGAAGAAAUUGUUGCUCGACUAGCUUCUUUGUGA